This is a messenger RNA of Pangasianodon hypophthalmus (striped catfish), 5147 nucleotides long. It is a transcript of the gene prkcha, whose product is annotated as protein kinase C, eta, a. The coding region runs from base 197 to 2272 and encodes 691 amino acids. Lineage: Eukaryota; Metazoa; Chordata; Actinopteri; Siluriformes; Pangasiidae. Gene Ontology annotation, biological process: protein phosphorylation. The transcript has 14 exons. The record is from RefSeq and is a predicted model, not a curated record. Gene Ontology annotation, molecular function: diacylglycerol-dependent serine/threonine kinase activity; ATP binding.
ACACAGAGAGAGAGAGAGAGAGAGAGAGAGAGAGAGAAGUAAAGUAAACUCUUCCUCCUUUUCUUCUGCUCAGGCUACACCUGCUCGGGGAACCGGGACUGCUGUGUCGGGAGCGGGUCAUGCCUCCGCGCCGCUGCUCCUGACCCUCGGCUUCCUCUUCCCUCGGUCUGGUUUUAGUUUCUGUGCUCGUGGAUAAAUGCGCUUCACCGGCUCCGUGAAGGUGCGCGUGGGCGAGGCCGUGGACCUGAAGCCCACCAGCGCGUCCACGCGCCACGCCGCCGCUUUCGUUAAAACCGGUCUGGGCCUGACCCUGGGCGCGCACGCGACGCUGGACCCGUACGUGGUGGUGAAGGUGGACGAGCGCGCGGUGGGACAGACGCGCUCCAAACCGCGCACCAACGCACCCACCUACAACGAGGAGUUCUGCGCGUGCGUGAGCCGCGCGGAGAGACUGGAGCUCGCCGUCUUCCACGAGUCGCCGAUCGGCUACGAUGACUUCGUGGCCAACUGCACCAUCCACUUCGAGGACCUGAGGAAGAGCUCGAGCCCCGAGGAGACCUUCGAAGGAUGGGUUGACCUGGAGCCUGAGGGGAAGGUGUACAUCCAGAUCACUCUCAGUGGAUCAUUUAUUGACGUUUCUGAUGACCCCGCCCCUCCUCCCACGUUUAAGGAGUUCAGUCGGAAGCGUCAGCGUGCAGUGAGACGCCGAGUCCAUCAGGUCAACGGACACAAGUUCAUGUCCACGUUCCUGAAGCAGCCCACGUUCUGUUUCCACUGCAAAGAAUUUAUAUGGGGUGUUUUUGGAAAACAGGGAUACCAGUGUCAAGUGUGUACUUGCGUCGUCCACAAACGGUGCCAUCAGCUUGUCGUCACUGUGUGUCCACGCAUGAAGAAACCUGCCAAAGAACAGACGGUGAAUCAGGGUUUCAGCAUUAACGUUCCCCACAGGUUCGAUGUGCAUAAUUAUAAGGUUCCUACGUUCUGUGAUCACUGUGGAUCUUUACUGUGGGGCCUCAUGAAGCAGGGACUGCACUGUAGCAUCUGUAAGAUGAACGUUCAUAUCCGCUGUAAGGGCAACGUCGCACCGAACUGUGGCGUGAACAACGUGGAGCUUGCUAACAAAUUAGCGGAGAUGGGACUUCAGCCGGGAGGGACGAUAAAGCGCAACACACUGAACCCAUCUGCCCUAGAAUCCUCCUCUCGUCGUGUCAGUGUGAAGAAAGGUGUGUCUCCACAAGAGAAUAAAGGUCGAACCUUGCACAUCGAGGACUUUACAUUCCUACAGGUUCUUGGCAAAGGCAGCUUCGGCAAGGUGAUGCUGGCCCGCCUGAACGACACCGAUUGUGUAUUCGCCGUGAAGGUUUUGAAGAAGGACGUGAUUCUGCAAGAUGAUGAUGUUGAGUGCACGCUGACGGAGAAACGGGUGCUGACGCUCGCACACUCACACCCCUACCUCACACACCUGUACUGCUGCUUCCAGAACCUGGAACGCCUGUUCUUCGUGAUGGAGUUUGUGAACGGCGGCGAUCUCAUGUUCCACAUUCAGAAGUCGAGGAAGUUUGAGGAGAACCGAGCUCGAUUUUACGCAGCCGAGAUCACCUCUGCGCUCAUCUUCCUCCACGGCAAGGGCAUCAUAUACAGGGAUCUGAAGCUGGAUAACGUGCUGUUGGAUCGGGAUGGUCACUGUAAGCUGGCGGAUUUUGGGAUGUGUAAAGAGGGGAUGUUUGAAGGAGCCGCUACUGGAACCUUCUGUGGAACUCCAGAUUACAUCGCUCCCGAGAUCCUGCAGGAGAUGCUGUACGGGCCGUCGGUUGAUUGGUGGGCUCUGGGCGUGCUCCUUUACGAGAUGCUCUCAGGCCACGCCCCCUUUGAGGCAGAGAAUGAGGAUGAUUUGUUCGAGUGCAUUCUGAAUGAGGAAAUCGUUUACGCGUCGUGGUUGAGCGCCGAAGCCGUGGACGUCCUUAAAGCUCUCCUGACGAAGAAUCCGACUCGUCGCUUGGGCUGCGUGGCGGCGAGCGGUGGAGAAAACGCCGUCAUGACGCACGUGUUCUUCAGCACCAUCGACUGGGACAAACUGAACCGGCGAGAGAUCGAGCCUCCGUUUAAACCCCAAAUCAAAACCGGUGAGGAUGUGAACAAUUUCGACCCCGACUUCACGAACGAAGACGCAAUUCUCACUCCCAUCGAGGAAGCUGUGAUCCCGCAGAUCAACCAGGACGAGUUCCAAGAUUUCUCGUUCACCUCGGAGGAGAUGCUGGAGUACUGCGUGUAGUAAAGAAAAGGAAAAAAAAAACAGUAAAAGAAAAACAAAGUGAUGCCGCAGGAGGAAGACGACGACGUCGGUUGAGUUGGUUGAAUCGUGACAUCAUACUAAUGAAUAUUUAUUGAACUGGCGAAAGCUAAGCUGUGUUGGGAGACAUCAUUGUGAACCGUGACUGUUUUGUCCAAAGUUAGCAAACGGUACGAUUUUACCAAGAAGAACGUGGGACUUGUCAGAGGCGAGAUGUGAUGGAGAUGUGAUGGAGAUGUGAUGGAGAUGUGAUGGCAUCAGAUUUUAUAUAUUUUUUUCUGCAGCAAGUCAGAAGUUUUUCCUGGACACUUUUUUUAACAAUCGUAGCUGAUUUAUUGCAGCAAGCCUAAAAAAUGGAUGCAUUAACAUCGUACACAAAGGACAAUGACAUCAUAUUCCUUAAACCGCGACAUUUUAUUGAACAAAAACAAAGUAUUCAAACUCUUACCAAAGUUAGUGAAGACUAUCGUGACUAUCGCUUUCGUACUAAACUCUGGAGGUGAAUUUUUUUAAAUGAAUGAGAGAUGAGAAUAUUUUUUUAAGUCAUUGCGUCAGUGGAAAUGAUUAGUAUUACAAGCAUUUUAUUGUAGCUAAAGUUAGCUUUUAUUGUAUGAGAGAAAAUAUGAUGGAAAGGAUCAAAUUCCAGUUAUUUCUCAGCACCAAAGCAAAAAAAACAACAAAAACAAACAAACAACAACAACAAAAAACUCUGUCACAGUAUUGCAUUUAAAGAGAUUGUUGUCAGUUCUCAGAUUUAUAAUACGCUGGGUCAGUGGGGCGGAGCUAAAGUUACUAGCCUGUUAUUUUUUUUUAACAUCUUUAGCUUGAUUUACAGCUUAGCAGGAAAUAAAAUUUUCAUUACGCAAUGUAAUUGUUUAGCUAAUUUUAGCUAGUAAUAUUGGAUAGUUUUAAUUAGCUGAUAUAAAUUUUUAAUUAGACUAGCCAUGAUUAGCUAUGUAACACUAGCUAGGUAGUUAUUUAACAUUAGGUGCAGGUAUCUGGCUAGCUUAGCUAAUCUUACUAAAUUAUUGUAUUGUGUAGCUAAGCAGAACAUCAUGCUACAGAUAUGAAUUUUGAAGCUGAAGAAAUUUAACUUAAGCCCCGCCCCUUGUUGAGCCAGUGAUCUUUGGCUUUGGUCUUACUUCAUAUUCUCUUCAGCACUUUCUCAGUCGCAGCUGGAUCCUCUGCUCUUCAGAGUUACGUUUUUUACCUUAACGUCAUAACCUGCCGCUCUUUAUGAAACAUUUAUUACAUUUAUCAGACUUUAUUAAUGAUGACGUCCGCGUUUAUUGUCGUUAAAACUGUAGUCUGAAUUUUAUUGCAGGUUUAAGAACACUGGGUUAUAAACAGGUGAUGGGCCCCUUUUUUUUUUUUUUUUACUGCUUAUAAAUCUUUUAUUAAGUCUCUGUUAUUAAUCCGUUAUUAAAUGUUGGCCGGAGUCUGUUAUGCUCUCAGGAGUGGCAGUGUUACUGAAAAGCCUCCAGCUUCUGUUAUCAUUGUUUGGAUGGCGAUGAACCCCGUGACCCUGUGACCUCUUGCCCUAAAAUGGCAGGGCUGCGUCCAAAAUAACAAAUGUUCAGAGGCUUUAAAGGGGAGAUCACUAAUUAUAUGGGGGUAAAAAUGAAGAAAUAGUAUACAGGCUAUUUUUAGGCUUAGCAUUUGGGUAUUCUGGGCGUUGGUGUGGCGUGAGGGGGUGAAAAUGGGUAACGGGGGUAUCAGAAGAGUGUCACAGGAAAAACUGACGUAUUAACGAAAGGUUAUCAAAGGAGUAACAGCUAUGAGAAGGGAUAUAGACGGGGUUACAGGGGAAUCAGAGGAAAUUAUAAAGGUAAAAUUUAUAUAAUUAUAACUAUAGAAGUAUGAGGUAACAUGGGGAUCAGAGGAGAAACAGGAAUAUCAGAAGGGGUAUUAGAGGGGUAUAAGAGGCAAAUGGGGUAUUGGAAGGAUAAUAGAGCCAUCAGAGGAAUGUCAGAAAGGAGAAAAGGGGAAACAGGGUGAUAGACGGGGUAAUAGACAUAUCAGAAGGGGUGUGUGCGGGUAAUGGGGUAUUUAAGAUGGAGGGGGUAAUUGGGUAAGAGUAUUAGGGGGGUAUCAGAGGGAUAGAAUGAGGUGAUGGGUAUCAGAGGGCUGACAACUAAUUUGAAAUCUAAAAGUGGGGUAGUAAAAGGGGGUAGUACUGGUAUCUCAGGGGUAUCAGAUGGUAAGUGAGGAAUUCGAGGGGCAUCAGAUGGGUUUCUGGGAAAUUCGAAGGGUGUCAGGUGGGUAACUCUGGGAUUAGAAGGGUGUCAGAGGGGUAACUCUGGGAUUAGAAGGGUGUCAGAGGGGUAACUCUGGGAUUAGAAGGGUGUCAGAGGGGUAAAUGAGGAUCCGAGAAAGUGCAAGAGGUAACAGAGGGGUAAAAGGGGCCACAUGGUAUCAGGAGGGUAUCAGCUUUGGAAUGAACAGUGAACGGAUUUGUGUCCAUUAUGGAAAGUAAGUGUGUGUGUGUGUGAUUGUGUGUGUGUGUGUGUGUGUGUGUGUGUGAUUGUUGAUGAGUUUGUCACUUCUGAAAGCACAAUGCCGUUGGGCCACUGCUCAGGUUUUUGUUUUAGCGCCGGUUUCAUUUCCGCUUUAAGAUGUUUCCUUCUCGCAUUAUUAAUAUUAUUGUGUGUAUAUUUGUUACCGUAGUGUUGCUUUUGUUAAACCGAACCGUACUCCGUGUUUGUUUACGGUCACUGGAAGCACUUUGUGUGAAAUCUUUUUUUUUUUUUUUUUUAAAUUGAGCCUUUAAAAAGUUUUAUUGUUCAUUUUUUUAACUUGUGUUUAGCGUUGUGUUUGGGUCGUACAUGCGAUCCUAAAUAAAAGGAUGCAAAAACCA